UGUCCGAUGAUCACAGCUUUAAUUGGAUACGAGCAAGAACAAAAAAAAGCAGAUGAUGGAAGUUACUUUAUUCCAAAUGAAAAAACACAAGAAGUGUUUCAUAAAAUUAUAGAAAAAUGUGAAGAACUUGAUCAAGGAAGAUUUGAACCAAAAAGACACCAUGACAUAUUGUCAGUAGUUCUUGGAAAGGAUGAUAAUUCAGGUUCUGUAAGAGCAAUUGGUACAUACUCUACCAUCCAAGAAGUGUUUGGUAGACCAGAUCGGAAACAAAGCACGUCGAGUGGGGUUUACUCAGAAGCUGUUGUCCAACAAAUGUUAGAGAAAUGUAGGCAAAAUACAAUAAUGGAGGUGGAAGCAAAUAUGAAUCCCAAGAUUGAAACAAUGGACUAGCAACUCAAGUUUUUGAUGAAGAACAUAUCGGGGACACAUCUAUUUUCAGGAGAGGUCUCGGCUGGAACUCCUCUAAGUGAUC
This is a messenger RNA of Ipomoea nil (Japanese morning glory), 472 nucleotides long. RefSeq lists its product as uncharacterized. The coding region runs from base 7 to 390 and encodes 127 amino acids. The record is from RefSeq and is a predicted model, not a curated record. NCBI's taxonomy places the organism in Eukaryota, Viridiplantae, Streptophyta, Magnoliopsida, Solanales, Convolvulaceae. The transcript is spliced from 2 exons.